Messenger RNA from Closterium sp. Naga37s-1, 2997 nucleotides. Lineage: Eukaryota; Viridiplantae; Streptophyta; Zygnematophyceae; Desmidiales; Closteriaceae. The record is from the annotation of a GenBank genome assembly.
AUGUCGUGCAUCCUCCCUGUUCAGCUGGUCUCUCUUCUGCGGCGCUGCAGCAUGCUGGAGGAUUUGAGGACUGCCCGAGAGGCGAUGAACGCGCUGUUCCCGCUCUCUCCCGCCAUGUGGCAGCAGUGGGCUCACGACGAGACGCGCCUCAUUGCCUCUUCCUCUGUCUUCCCCCCCCCUCCCUCACUCAAUCACUGCCUCGAUCACUCUUCUCACCUUCCUCCCUCCAAUUCCGCGUAUCUAGCCUUCCUCACCGCCCACCACCCCGCCAUCACCACACUCACCCCUGAUGGUCUCAAGCUCUUCCGGACCACAGCUGAGCAAGCGCUCUCCCAGGUCGGGUUACACCUGGGGAAGGGCGCAUCUGUCUGGGGGACUUUCAGGGGAUUCGAGAUGGAGGUUCUGCGGAAAAUGGAGGGGGAGGUGGAAAAGACGAAGCAGGCCGCCGGGGUGCGGGCGCUUUUCCACCGCCAGCUGGCGGUGCCUCAUUUGCAGCUGCCUGCCACGCUGGCAGCGUACCUGGCCUGGGAGGAGGAGGAAGGCAGCGAGAAACUUCCUGCACCCUCCUCCAAGUCGUCUCCUGAUGUCGAGAAGCUUCCAGGAAGCGUCAAGGCGGCGUAUUUGAAAGCGGAAAAGAUGGUGGGGGAGCGGAGGGGGUUGGAGGAGAGGGUGGAGAGGCUGGAAGGGGAGAAGAGGCGAGCAGAGGAGGAGGGGGGUGCUGCUGCACCGGCAGGGGGAGGGGAGAAGGGAGGGGAAGGUGGAGCGAGUGGAGGAAGUGGUGCAGUUGCUACGUUUGAGAAGACAGAUGAGCUGAUGCAGGCAUACACGGAGUAUUUGGCGCUGGAGGCAGCCAGUGGCGACAUGCCACGUCAGCAGGCCAUGCAUGAGAGGGCGGUCACGGGUCUGCCUGUGGUGUUUGACGUGUGGCAGAAAUACAUUGACCUCGUUGACCAUAAGCUCAAGGUGCCUUCUGUAGUGCGCUCAGUUUAUUCCCGGGCAGCCCGAAACUUCCCGUGGGUGGGCUCGCUUUGGACCCGCUAUCUGCUUGCUCUCGAGCGAUUGGGAGCUGCUGAUGCUGACAUAGCAGAGGUCUUUGAGAAGGCCCUUGUCUCCGGAGUUCAGUCCGCAGACGAGUACUUUGACGUUUUCCUCACCCGCCUGGACGGCUUGAGGCGUCGCCUUAUGCCGCCUUCUGAGCCAUCCAAGGGCGCUUCUAAAGGAGCUGCUCUUAGCGAGGAUGAGAAGUCAAAGUUGGUAGCAGCCAUGCGAGCAACCUUUGAGCGAGCAGCUGAGUUCAUGGCGUCCUAUUUCCCCGACCAUCAGCAAGCCCAGCUGCACCUGGCGGGGUACCAGGCGCAUAUAGAAUGCCAGCUGGGGACAGCAAGGGAGGGGGCUCCUGGGGGAGGUGCAACUGGAGCGGCGGGAGAAGCUGCCGGAAGGGCCAUCUGGGAGCAAUUCGUGAGGAAGCACGGCUCGUCUCACCAGGCCUGGCUGGGCUUCACUCAGUUUGAGACCGAGAGGGGGUGCUACAACCAGGCACGGUCGGUCUUCCGUCGCUGCUACAGCCGGAAGUUUGAUUCGCCCUCAGGCACAGAGGAGGUGUGUUCAGCUUGGAUCCGGUUCGAGAGGGAGUGGGGAACACUUGGGGACCUCGACCUUGCAUCAGAUAAGGUUGUCCCGCGCUUGGCUGAAGUGGCAGCAUACCACACCCAGGAGGACCAAGCACAGCUGUACCAACAACACCGGCAGCAGCAGCAACAGAAGCAGCAGCAGGAGCAGAAGCAACAGGCGCAGAUGGAGCAAGGGCGUGGGCAAAAGCGCAAGGCAGGAGGAGGGGAAUCACGAGGAGGAAGGGGAGAGAAGGGGAGAGGAGGAGGAGCUGGUGGGGGAGAAGGUAGAGGGGGAGGGGAGCGAGGGGAAGAGGCUGGGGGAAGAGACCGAGGCAAGAGGCAGCGUCCAGGAUUAGGGUUUGACAAGAGGCAGGGGCGAGGGAAGGAGGGGUUAGGCAAGGAGGGAGGUUCGGCAGGCGAUGGUUCAGUAGAGGAAAGGAAAGAAGCUGUGGGUGAAAAAGGAGAGGGAGGGGAGAAGGCCGAAGAUGGGGGAGAGGAAAAGGAAGAGGGAAGGGAGAGACAGGAGCAGGGAGGGACAAAGCAUGAUGAGAAGGAAAAGGAGACAGAGGAGAAAGGGGGAGGGGAGCAGGGGCAGCAGGGGCAGCAGCAGGGCCGUUUUUUCUCGGACAAGAAUACAGUGUUCCUCUCGAACUUGGAUCUCAGUACGACUCAGAACGAGAUCAGGGAGCUGCUGAAGGAGUGUGGCGAGAUCCGGGACGUGCGGAUGGUGUUCAACCACUCCACUGGGCAGUUCCGGGGCUUCGCUUACGUGGAGCUGGCUGGUGCAGAGGCGGUGGCAGCAGCAGAGAAGCUCAACAGGACGCCAAUGAGAGGGCGCCAGGUGUCCAUCAAGAAAUCGGACCCCAGUCAUGGUUUGGGGCACAGGGACAGGGGCAGGGGGAGAGGAAGGGGUUGGGGCGGAGGGGGAGGAGGAGGGGGGAGAGGGAGGGGUGGUGGAAGGGAGGGGCAUGAUGAAGCGGAGGAGGAAGCCUAUCAUCCGUCCACUCGGGGCAGCAGAGGCGGGCGGGGAGGCCGCGGCUUGCAGCCUUUGUCAGCUAGUGCCAGGCGGGGGGGUCAGCUGCAGCUGAUUGGCUCUCCCACCUUCGCCAUGCCUCGUGCGGUGGGACAAGCUCUAGGGAGAGGUGUGGCUGGGAGGGCAGGGGGGAGAGCAGGGGGGAGAGCAGGGGGGCGGGGUGGUAUGGGGAGAGGACAGCAGGGGGAAGGGGGGACAAGAGGGGAGGAGAUGGGUGGAGGGGAGAAAGGAGAGGGUAAGGGGAGUGGUGGAGGGGGAGAGGAGAAUGGGGGGACAGGAGGAGAUGGUGGUGAUGUUCCACUUGAUUCUAAUGCUGCCUUCAGAAAGCUUUUUGCUAAGAAGCUUGAGAGCUGA